Molecule: messenger RNA, 2377 nt
Organism: Uranotaenia lowii
Lineage: Eukaryota; Metazoa; Arthropoda; Insecta; Diptera; Culicidae
Gene: Papss
Product: bifunctional 3'-phosphoadenosine 5'-phosphosulfate synthase
Exons: 4
Coding region: 1-2058 (685 amino acids)
Biological process (GO): sulfate assimilation; 3'-phosphoadenosine 5'-phosphosulfate biosynthetic process
Molecular function (GO): ATP binding; sulfate adenylyltransferase (ATP) activity; adenylylsulfate kinase activity
Source: RefSeq, a predicted model, not a curated record
AUGGACGAUGAAACGUAUGUGAAAUUGGACUAUAAAACCUUUCCUGGGUCACAAUACUUCACUGUACGCAAGGACAAGGAUAUCCCCGAAACGGAGAAGGCCAUUUUCACCGAAAAUUUGUCGAAUCUAUUUUAUCUACAAAUUUGCCAAUGCCUUAAAAUUUGGACGAUCAAGUACCUAAUUCGAAUUUUUUAUUUCUCCUUUUUGCAGUGCCUUCAAGUUGCGACCAACGUCACCGAACAAAAGCACAAUGUUACGAGAGAGGUUCGUGGCCAAAAUCUUGGCUUGUGUAGGGGAUUCCGAGGAUGUACCGUGUGGUUGACCGGUCUCAGUGGAGCUGGAAAGACAUCGAUCGCGUUCGAGCUGGAGGCUUACUUGGUGUCGAAAGGUAUCCCUGCGUACGGUCUCGAUGGUGACAAUAUCCGAACGGGAUUGAACAAAAACCUAGGUUUCUCACAAGUAGAUCGAGAAGAGAAUAUCAGAAGAGUUGCCGAAGUAGCUAAAUUGUUUGCCGAUAGCGGAGUGGUUUCGAUAUGCAGUUUUGUUUCACCUUUUGCCGAGGAUCGUGAAAUGGCUCGACGUAUCCACAAAGACGCGGAUUUGAAAUUUUUCGAAAUAUUUGUCGACACUCCGUUGGCUGUUUGUGAAUCGAGAGAUGUAAAAGGUUUAUACAAGAAAGCUCGCGAAGGGGCCAUACAAGGAUUCACCGGUGUCACCCAGGCUUAUGAAGCACCAGAGAAACCGGAUUUGUCCGUCUCCACUGAAGGGUUAACUAUAAGACAAUCGACGUACAAGCUUAUCAAGCUACUUGAAGAUGAAAACAUCAUACCAAAGUUUAUUAAGGACGAUGAACCCAUACCAGAGUUGUUUGUUCCAGAUCAUCUGAAAGCUUCUGCCGUAACAGAAGCAAAAACACUGCCAUCCGUCACGAUAACAACUGUCGAGCUCCAAUGGCUGCAAGUGCUGGCCGAAGGUUGGGCUCACCCGUUGAAAGGUUUCAUGCGUGAGAAAGAAUAUCUACAGGCACUUCACUUCAAUUGCAUGCUGAGUGAGGAUGAAACCAUGCGUGAAAACAUGUCCAUUCCGAUAGUAUUAUCUGUUAGCGAGGAAGAUAAGAAUAAACUGAAUGGAGUCAGCGCCCUUUCGUUGGCCUAUAAUGGCCGAAUCGUAGCAAUCCUUAGAAAACCGGAAUUCUAUCAACAACGAAAGGAAGAACGGUGCUCAAGACAGUUUGGCACUGUACACCCAGAACACCCGUAUGUGAAAAUGGUUCUAGAAUCUGGUCAGUAUUUGGUUGGCGGUGAUGUCGAAGUAUUAGAACGAAUCUUGUGGGGCGAUGGCCUAGACAGCUAUCGCCUUACGCCGAAUGAAUUGCGGAAAAAGUUCCAGGAAAUAAAAGCUGAUGCCAUAUUUGCGUUCCAGUUGAGAAAUCCCAUCCACAAUGGACACGCGCUGCUCAUGAGUGAUUGUCGCAGGCAGCUUUUGGAACGCGGUUUCAAAAACCCGGUUCUGUUACUGCACCCGUUGGGUGGCUGGACCAAAGAUGAUGAUGUACCUUUGCCUGUUCGAAUGGCUCAACAUCAGGCCGUACUGGAUUCAGGCGUGCUAAAACGGGAGCACACUAUUUUAUCGAUUUUCCCUUCACCAAUGAUGUAUGCUGGCCCUACCGAGGUGCAGUGGCAUGCUAAAGCUAGAAUGAAUGCUGGCGCCAAUUUCUACAUAGUCGGUCGGGAUCCAGCCGGCAUGCCUCACCCGGACAAGUCCAUGUACCCCGACGGAAACCUUUACGACGGUACCCACGGUGCCCGUGUGCUUAAAAUGGCUCCAGGGUUAGAUAGCAUUGAAAUUUUACCAUUCCGGGUGGCAGCCUACGAUAAAUCCGUCUCCAAAAUGGCCUUUUUCGAUCCGGAUCGUAAGCAAGAUUUCGAUUUUAUCUCGGGUACCAGAAUGCGAGCGUUGGCCCGCGGCGGUCAGGAUCCGCCCAAUGGCUUCAUGGAACCAAAAGCGUGGAAAAUUUUGGCGGAAUACUAUCAAUCGCUUAAGAGUGGAGAAAAUUGAUUGGCUGAAGAAGUAUCAUGGAUAACUACGUACAGCUUUUUCAAAUGCGUUUAGUUUGCUCUAUCAAAUCAGUUAGGAAAAAACGAAGCACAGUGGCAAUAUCAUUAACAGUACUGGUGAGGUAUCUCCGAUUUCAAAGAUACCCAUCAAAAGCAACCUUUCGUUUAGCGUACAAUUAAGAUUUUUGUAGAUUCCAGAAUUUUAAUAGUGGGUUAUUUUUGUUGUUAUUUUAUUUACUAGUAAUAUGAUAUGAAGAUUUUAAUAUAUAGCUGAUAAAACUAACAUUUCUUUCGGAAAUAAAAGUUGAGUUUUAAACUUU